GUCUGCCACCGCUUUGCGCUGUUUUAAUCUCUUGGGGUCUCCUUGAAGUGUUCCAGUCAUGGCUUCCAAUGUCAUAUCUUGGCAAAAGAAGAAGCAUGCGAGCCAUGUCAAAACUGAUUAUGCUUACCAUCACACUAAAAGUGCUGUGAAGCAUCAUGUUGAAAGGAAAUCAAGUUCUAAAUCGGUGAGCAAGGAGCACGCCCACGCCACAACGGCUAUGGCAGAACCGGCCUAUACCAUACCGGCUUUCCGGCAGAGGAGUGCUGAUGAGACUGAGGAGUACCAGAGAGUAUCCACGAAUGUUGGGAAAGGACUGGCUGUUAUUCAGGAGGAGCUCUCAAGGAUACGGAUUGCCACCAAGGCCCAUGUGGACAGUAUUGCGAUGGACAGAGAGGUGAAGAACAUGAUGUACAAGAAGGUGAUUUCUUUGGACGAAGUCCACAAGAUGCCGGAUUUCGUGGUGGCCCUGCGGCCCCACACCGUGUGGGAGAAGACCCCCGUCAAACUGUUCUGCACCGUGCAGGGAAACCCCAGGCCCAUUGUUAAAUGGUAUAAAGGAGGAGCACCAGUCGACCCACUGAGCGCUCCAGGAAAGUACAGGAUUGAAAACAAGUAUGGAGUCCACAGUUUGAUCAUUAGCAGAUGUGUUGUGAGUGAUACCGCUGAGUACAGUGCUGUGGCCACCAACCCUCAUGGCACCGCUACCAGCAAGGCUACCGUCACUGUGAAGAGGCCGUCAGGAGCUGGGGCGUCCUGCCAGCUUGAUAUAGUUCCUCAUCUGACUGAGAUCCAUCCCAGUAAGCUGGAGGUCAGCCUGCUGGAUCGCUUCUCAGUGAGCUUUGGUGUGGAGGGCAGCUCCAUCAGCCUUGUCUGCACCAUGGUCGUCGUCCCCGACCUCCCCAACGUACCACCGCACGCCGAGUGGUACAGAGACGAUAAACUGCUGAAGCCGGGUAAGCUGGCGGAGAUGUCCGUGGGUGGAGGCGUGGCCCGACUGAAGCUGCCCCACCUGGCCAAGGACGACGAAGGCCUCUACACACUCCGCAUCUUUACCAAGGACGGCACUGCCGAGCACAGCGCCUACCUGUUUGUGGCUGACGCUGCUCCCGCUGCAGCCGGCGCCCCUGGUGCACCAAUGAGUGUCAAGGCAUAUGACGUCAACGCGGACUACAUCCUGGUUGCCUGGAAACCCCCCAACUCCGUCAAUGAGGCGGCAAUCACUGGAUACUUUGUGGAUCGGUGUGAAGCCGGAAGCGACCACUGGGUCCAGGACAACGACGCCCCAGUGAAAGUGUGUAAAUACCCGGUGCACGGCCUGAAAGUGGGCCACUCUUACCACUUCCGGGUCAGAACCGUGAACAGCGUCGGCUGCAGCAGGCCGUCCCGCAAGUCCGACAAAGUGACCGCCCUCGACCCUGCCGAGAGCGAGAGACUGCAAGUGAUUAAGAUCGAAGGGAAGUACGACGUAGUGAUCAAGGACGAUGACCUGGAAGGCUACGUAACGAUCCCCGGGGAGCCAACAGAUGUUCACGCAUCUGAGAUUUUCAAAUCGUACGUAGUGCUGAGCUGGAAGCCUCCCAGCCCUCGCGGACGAGCCCCGCUGUGGUACGUCAUCGAGAAGUGCUUAGCAGGCACUGGAGCGUGGCAGCGGAUCAACACGGCAGUCAAACUGCAUUCCCCUCGUUACCCGGUCUUUGAUUUGCAAGACGGGCAAAAGUACCAGUUCCGAGUGUAUUCGGUCAACGAGUACGGCUCCAGCGAGGCCUCUGAGCCCUCGGAGCCCAUCCAAAAGGUUGAUGAGUCUGGUAAGGUUUCUCUCUCUCCCCCGUGACCAGGCGCCCCCUCCGCUCCCGGCCAGGUCGUCGCCACCAGGAACACUAAGUCCUCCGUGUUCGUGCAGUGGGACCCUCCCAAACACCCCAACAACCUGGUGGGCUACUACAUCGACGGCCGUGUGGUCGGAUCCAAGGACUGGUUCCCCUGCAACAAUAAACCCUUCAAACACAACAGGUUUGUGGUCCACGGUCUGACGAUGGGGGAGACGUACGCCUUCCGUGUCCAAGCCGUCAACGUGUUCGGCCUCAGCGACGAGUCUCAGGAGUCCACUCCCAUCACCGCCGAGCCGGCCCUCGCGACUCCGAGCCCCCCUCACGGCAUCACCAUGCUGAGCUGCGACGGCUCCUCCAUGACUCUGGCCUGGAAGAGUCCCAAACACUGCGGCGGCUCCAAGAUCAAGGCGUACUACGUGGACCGGCGUAACGCUGACAACCUGAUCUGGAAGGAAGUCAACCAGACCGGCUUCCAUGAGAGAACCUGCACCGUUGAACAUCUGACGGAGGGAUCCUUCUACGAGUUCAAGGUCCAGGCCGCUAACAUCGCCGGUGUGGGCGUGGCCUCUGUUCCCAGCGCUGCUAUGAAGUGUGAAGCUUGGACCAUGGAAGAGCCCGGUCCAGCUUAUGACCUGAGCUUCAGUGAGGUCAGAGGUCACUCCCUGGUCCUCCUGUGGAAAGCUCCCGUCUACACCGGAGGGAGCGCGGUCACCGGAUAUUUGGUGGAAAUGGCCAAAAAGGGCUCAAAGGAGUUUGUGUCCCUGACUGAAGAAGCUGUGAACCAUCGUUACCUUCAUGUGAAACAUCUGGAGGAAGGUCAGUCCUACGUCUUCAAAGUUCGUGCAGUGAAUGGAAACGGUGUUGGAAAAGCUUCUCAGGUGUCCGAGCCGGUCUGUGCCAAAGCUCUGCCAGGCACCCAGGAGAUUGUGGCCGGUGUGGACGAGGAGACCGGAGACAUCUACCUGUCUCUGGAGGCCUGCGAGAUCUGCGAGAGCUCCAAGUUCGUUUGGUCCAAGAACUACAAACCCAUCGGCGAGUGUCCCAGGGUCUCAGUCACAGGAGAGGGCAAACACUCCAGACUGACUUUCACCCACCCUGAUAAAGAUGAUUUGGGAAAAUACUCUGUGGUCGUCACCGACACCGACGGAGUCUCUGGCAGCCACACGCUGACUGAGGACGCUCUGAACACCAUGCUGGAGCUCAGCCACGCCAUCAGACAUCCAGUUAUUCCUCUGAAACACGGCCUCAACUACGAGGUUCUGGAGAAGGGUCACGUGCGUUUCUGGCUGCAGGCCUACAAACUGUCCCCGUCCGUUUCCUACAGGUUCAUCGUUAACGACAAGGAGGUCACCAGCGGAGAGGGCCAUAAGAUCAGCCAUGACGCGGCCACAGGAAUCAUCGAGAUGACGGUGGAUCACUUCACCAGAGCCAACGAGGGAACGUACACCGUCCAGAUCCACGACGGCAAGGCCAAGGCCCAAACCUCCCUGGUGCUGGUGGGAGACGUGUUCAAGGCUGCUCUGAAGGAAGCCGAGUUUCAGAGGAAAGAGCACAUCAGGAAGCAAGGUCCACAUUUCUCUGAGUAUGUGUAUUACACCGUCACUGAGGAUUGCACCCUUGUGCUCGAGUGCAAGGUGGCGAACGUGAAGAAGGAGACAAGUUUCCACUGGUACAAAGAAGAGGACGAGCUCGUUCCAGAGACUCCUCCCAACGUGAUGUCUGGAGUCUGCUCUAUCCCCAUCCCCCUGUUCUCCAGAAAAGAUCACGGCAUCUUCAAGGCCGUGCUCAGUGACGACCGAGGAAAGGACACAUCUGUGCUGGACGUUUCAGGCCAAGUGUUUGAUGACAUCAUCAACGCUCUCGCCAAAGUGGCCGGUGCGUCCGCCUCUGAGCUGGUGCUGCAGUGUACUCCGGAGGGCAUCAGGCUGCAGUGCUACAUGAGCUACUACACAGAGGAGAUGAAGACCGUCUGGAAACACAAGGAGAGUAAGAUCGCCUCCUCUGAGAAGAUGAGGAUCGGUGGCACAGCGGAGAUGGCCUGGAUGCAGAUCUGCGACCCGUCCGACAAGGAGAAGGGUCACUACACCAUCGAGAUCUCAGACGGAGAGAAGACACACACCAGGACCUUUGACCUCUCUGGACAAGCAUACACCGACGCCUAUGAAGAAUACCUGAGACUUAAGGCAGCUGCAUUUGCUGAGAAGAACCGCGGCAGAGUGGUCGGUGGUCUGCCUGAUGUCGUCACUAUUAUGGAGGAGAAGUCCCUGAGCCUGACCUGCACCGUGUGGGGCGAGCCGACUCCCGAGGUCACCUGGUUCAAGAACGAGCAGGAAGUCGCCUCCACCGAGCCACACAAGAUCACGUUUGAAGGCGGUAAGUUCGCCAGCCUCGUCAUCAACAAAGUCACUCCCGAUGACUCCGGCAAGUACAGCAUCAACGUGAGGAACAAGUACGGCGGCGAGUUCGUCGAGAUCACCGUCAGCGUCUACAAGCACGGCGAGAAGAUCCCCGAACCCAAACUGGGACAUCCCAAAACGCCAUCAGUCACGCCUGCGCCGCCAAAAUCCCCCGCUCCCGGCCACAAGGCGCUGUCCCCAACCCCUCCUAAGUCCCACACCCCAGCAUCCAUGAAGAGCCCAACUCCAGCUUCCACCCCUGUCCCCAAAUCCCCAACUCCGACCCCCAAGUCUCACACCCCGGUUCCCAAGUCUCCAACCCCAACUCCCAAGUCUCAUACCCCGACCCCCAAGUCUCCAACCCCGACUCCAUCUCGUGGCGUCAAGUCACCCACCCCGCCCAGAUUCAUGAAGUCUCCCACCCCACCCAGGAAGUAGACGGUGGUGGUGGUGACGUCUGAGGAGGGAGGGGGAAACGUCUGCUGAGAACAACGCUGAUUUAAAGCAUGAGUGUGGAACCACGUUGUUACUUUAAGGUUUAGUUUUUUAACGUAAUCACUGUUAAAAGUCCCAAUUUUCUGAACUGCUGCGUAUUCUGGACUACAACUCCCU
Messenger RNA from Scomber japonicus (chub mackerel), 4837 nucleotides. It is a transcript of the gene myom2a, whose product is annotated as myomesin 2a. The record is from RefSeq and is a predicted model, not a curated record. Lineage: Eukaryota; Metazoa; Chordata; Actinopteri; Scombriformes; Scombridae. Gene Ontology annotation, molecular function: protein binding.